AUUACGAAUGCACUCACGGCUAUUUGUCGUUUUUCUUGUGGCGCUAGCGUGCGUUGAUGGAUUAAACAUUCACGGAAAUAAAGCUACAAUGAACGUGGGGCCCGACAAUUACACGAACAAGGUGCUUAUUGAAUACGACGGAACUGUUGAGGAGGCUAAAGAGUUUGGAAACAACAACAAUCUGAAGUUCCUGCGACAUGUUGUGCGUAGCUUCUACGAGUUCAGAAUUGUCGGUGCGAAGCAGAGGUCCACUUCACCUGUUGAGUGGGAUGUUAACGGAUUGAAAGGACGCGACAAAAAGCUGAAGAGUGCCGAGCAGGAAAAAGUCCACUAUAUGGUGACAAAAUCCGUUCUACGUGAGAGAAUAUUUAGCAAUGCCACAGAAGUGUUUCAUCAACGAUUUAGAAGAGCUAUUACUGUCAACGAUGCUAAGUGGUCAAAUCAAUGGCAUUUACAAACUAGCCAAAACCCCUCCAUGGGGAUUGAACAAGCGUGGAACAAAGGGUUCACCGGAAGUGGUAUCACACUGGCGAUAGUGGACGACGGUAUCGAUACUUCUCACAUCGACUUAAAUUAUGAUGCAGCCCUCAGUUUCAACUUCAUGCAAAACAUCGCUGAUCCCAACCACAUUAAUGGCGAUGAAGGGCAUGGGACAAAUUGCGCAGGUGUCGCAGCCGCGUUGAAGAACUCAGAAUGCGUUAUUGGAACGGCAUACGAAGCCAAUUUAGCUGGUCUACGAUUACUUGAUUCCAAGACCGGAAUGACGCCUUCGGACGAAGCCGCGGCCUUAACCUAUAAGUUGUCUGACAUCGAUAUCUACAGCAAUAGUUGGGGUCCGACCGACUCCGGAAUAACCGUGGACGAAUUGCCCAGCGUCGUUAACGCAGCAUUCGUGGAAGGCGUUGAACACGGCAGAGGAGGAAAGGGCGCAAUUUAUGUAUGGGCUUCCGGCAACGGUGGUGAUUUGAGUGACGAUUGUCAGGCUGAUGGAUACACGAUCAGCAUGUACACUAUUGCUAUAGCAGCCGUGUCGAAAUCCGGCACGCCCACGUCGUACUCGGAACAUUGCUCGGCCGUUAUGGCAGCGGCGUACAGUGGAAACAUUGACAGCGAUCCGAAUGAUCUGGCCAUUAUAACGACUGGUCCAUCUAACACUUGUGUGGACGACUUCGAUGGCACGUCUGCCGCGUGUCCACUAGCGGCAGGAAUCAUAGCACUCACGUUACAAGCAAAUGACGCCCUUACGUGGAGAGACGUUCAGCAUUUGAUCGUCAAAACAUCUGUCAGCGCCGGGCUAACUGGCGGUUUCUAUAGUAACGGGGCUGGCAAACAAGUGAGUCCAUAUUUCGGCUUUGGCCUGAUGAAUGCAGAAAAUUUGGUAGACUCCGCCGCAAGUUGGGAAACAGUACCUCCUCGCAUCCUCUGCUAUGCGUUCUCAACUGAAUCAAGGGAAAACAGCAAUGGCGUAACAAUCACAGACAUAAUAGACCUAAGUAAAUGUAAAGUUCUCUACACAGAGCACGUGACCAUAAAGGUUACAUUCCAGUCCUCGUACAGAGGCGAUACAAAUAUAAAGCUGAAAUCACCCGCAAGCACCGUUGUAACAGUUCUGGGCAAUCGAACCUUAGACGACGAUGCUUACCAGAUAACUUGGAGCCUUAUGACGGUCCACUUCUGGGGUGAAAGUGCCGCGGGCUCAUGGAGUGUAACCCUUUAUGAUGUCUUUGGGGGAAAUAACAUGAACCUCUACAGCUGGGAGCUGACAGUGUACGGUACCGUGACAGACCCAGUAGAUGGAACGCCAUCAGCUGGUUCCCUCGGCGGAAAGUGUACGGAGUCGGGAACCUGUAGCGGAUACAUGGAUGCCGGAUGUUUAAAGCCCGGUCUGGUCUGCGUCCCAUGUAACAAUGGCUUCCGCACAGUGCAUGGUUAUUGCAGAGAAGAUGGCACAGAAGGCGGCUUUUGUGAUGUGAGCAUUUUAUGUCAGAGCAUAACCGGAGGUUUAGAAUGCAAGAGCAACAUUUGCGUUACGUCCGAGUCCUCGUCAGCGAACAUUGGUCUUAUUGUUGGAGUCGUCGUCGGCGUUGUCAUGGGCCUCAUUCUUAUUGGGAUCGUGAUUUACGUCGUAUGGCAGAAGAUUGGCAAAAUGAAGGUGCAACCCUUUGUCAUAAAUGGUGCUGACAGAAAUGCUGGAUACACGAAUGCUGGUUAUGAACAUACUUCUGGUCUAGGUGGUAGUAGUAAAGAAGGCACUGUCCAUAGGUCGACUGCUGGCGGUCCAACUAUAGUCGGGCACUCGAUGGGUGCCACAUACAACCUUCCGCCAAUCUCUAACGCGCAUACUUUCUCUUGAUUUGUGUUUAACCAAUAGUAAACGAAUAUAUUAGCACGUGAUUUUCUUUCCACCCACUGAUUAUUGACAACCAACUCCCGCGUCUUCUAUCAAUUGUCGACCAUAAGAUCUCACAUUAUACAUUUUGCACACAAAAGCAAUGUACAUCUUGAACUUGAAGUAAUCCUGUCAAAAAUACACAUGCAAAGUAAUUUAAAUUGUUUUAAAAUCAUAAAGGAGUUGUGUGUAGCAACUCAGUGGAUUGAAACUUAAACGUUUGUUUGCAUUUUGGCAAAAAUAUGUCCCUGUGUGUACAUGCUAUUCUCGUGAUACACAGACAGUUUCGUGUGAAACGAUGAAUAUUUAAAUUUGAUACGAUCCCACAUAUUUAAUUUUGAUCCUAAGAUAGUGUCAUGCUUUUAGACGUUGAUGUUUACAUGUGUUUGCAACUUGUGAUAACUUAAAAUUAGUAAAUGGUUAUUUGCAAAUGUAAUUAGUAUUGUUGGAUGUGUUUUUUCUGAUGAUGAAUAUUUGUUAUACAAAUAUGCUAUUUUGCGAUUUUUUAACAGCACAAAAUACAACUUGUUCUCUGUACAUACAUAUUUUGCUAAGAUUUAUUUUAAUGUUAACUAAUUAUCACAUAUGUUCGUCCUAUU
Messenger RNA from Dreissena polymorpha, 2988 nucleotides. Its product is annotated as furin-like protease kpc-1. Gene Ontology annotation, cellular component: trans-Golgi network; Golgi membrane. The coding region runs from base 89 to 2353 and encodes 754 amino acids. NCBI's taxonomy places the organism in Eukaryota, Metazoa, Mollusca, Bivalvia, Myida, Dreissenidae. Gene Ontology annotation, molecular function: serine-type endopeptidase activity. The transcript is spliced from 17 exons. The record is from RefSeq and is a predicted model, not a curated record. Gene Ontology annotation, biological process: protein processing.